Messenger RNA from Penicillium nucicola, 837 nucleotides. RefSeq names its product TMEM53 family protein. The transcript has a single exon. NCBI's taxonomy places the organism in Eukaryota, Fungi, Ascomycota, Eurotiomycetes, Eurotiales, Aspergillaceae. The record is from RefSeq and is a predicted model, not a curated record. The coding region runs from base 1 to 837 and encodes 278 amino acids.
AUGGCUACAGUCGAUCCCUUGGCUUCAUUUGCCAAAUUGGCUCCCUCGGUCUAUAUCCAAGACCCAGAAACAAACCAAUCCAUUCGACCAGUCAUACUCCUUGCAUUCUGGAUGAAUGCACCCCCACGUGCCCUGGCCAAAUAUGUGAUCGAAUACAGACGCUUGCUACCAACAGCUCGAAUCGUCUUUAUCCGCAGUUCCUCCAAUGACUUCAUGCUUCGCUCAUCUCAGGGCCAGCAGGCCCGCAUGGUACCGGCCGUGGAAGCAAUGCGCACCUUGGUAACCCCUGAGAAUCCGGUCUACGUGCACAUGUUCUCGAAUGGAGGAUUGACCAAUAUCACCCAUCUACUCCAAGCCUGGAAAGAAGCUACCGGAUCACCGCUGCCCAUCUCUGCUAUGAUUUUGGAUAGUGCACCGGGAAAGUCGACCUUGCGAUCUGGACUGAGGGCUUUCUCUUAUGCGCUUCCGAAAAUGUGGAUCUUGCACUGUCUGGGAAAAGCAAUGCUUUUUGCUUUUUUGGUUUUCAUCAAGCUGGUUCAGUACUUAUCUGUUUCUCCGGACCCGAUCUCCCUGGCUCGCAGGGUCAUCAAUGAUACCUCUUUGAUGCGGGCGGCUAACCCGGAGAAGUCUCUCACUCGCUGUUACAUUUACUCCGAUGCGGAUGAGUUGGUUGACUGGAAAGAUACAGAAUCUCAUGCUGUGGAGGCGGAGACGCAAGGUUGGGUGGUUCGUCGUGAAUUCUUCAAGGGCUCGGCUCAUGUUGCCCAUAUGAAGACUGAUCCAGAUCGGUAUUGGACUAUCAUUAAAGAUCACUUGAGACCGUUGGGUCUGCUUUGA